Messenger RNA from Brassica oleracea var. oleracea, 936 nucleotides. RefSeq lists its product as uncharacterized. Bases 1 to 936 code for a protein of 311 amino acids. Gene Ontology annotation, cellular component: nucleus. The transcript has a single exon. Lineage: Eukaryota; Viridiplantae; Streptophyta; Magnoliopsida; Brassicales; Brassicaceae. The record is from RefSeq and is a predicted model, not a curated record.
AUGGAGAAGCACCUGACGAAGGUUGCAACGGAGGAGAUGUCUGAUCUUCGUCGUUUGUGUUCCAUAGCAAUCAAAUCUGCUAAUUCACAGACCAUCGAUGGUGUGGAUCGAUGUUUUGAUAUCCUUGGUUACUUGAAGAAACUGAGUUUCUCCGCCAAGGAUCUUGUCCGUGUGUCUAAAGAGAUAUCUCCUUUGGCGAGUCUGAAAGAUCAUAGAAACCCUAAAAUUAGUAUGGAAGCUAAAGCCUUGUUCCUCUCCUGGAUGAGAACUCUUUAUUCCAGAGACUCUUCUACUUGCAACAACAACACGAAGCUUGUUAAGAAGACACCUUCAGCAGAUCGUGUAGCCAAAGUGUGUCCAGAUUUGAAGAAGAGAAACAUUAAGAGGUCUGUGACCACUCGUGGUAUCGUGGCAGUGGGUAAGAAACAAAUAGAAGAUCAGAGAUCUAGGGUUCAUGAAGUGUGCCACAAGAAACAACAGAACUUGAACAAGGCUGCUUGUGAUCACAAGUCUUUGGUAGUGAAGAAGCCUAUACUGGAGAAGAGGCUACCAAUGAAACUCUCUGGAAACCCUAGACCGUUGGCUCAUGAAGCGGUAGAGAUUAAAAAGCAAAAGUAUGUUGCAACCGUGAAGAAGAACUCAAGAGAGAUGUUGGAGCUGUUUGAAAUAGCUGAGAAAUCUGCAGAUAAGGCUAGUGCAAAGGGAAUUCUCCUGUCUACAAAAGAGACAUCGAUCUGCGUAGACACACUCUCUUUGCUCAUCGACUUCACCAUCAGCUCAACGGCUCCGGAAACGAAUAGGAUCAUGAAGAAGCUUUCCUAUCUUACAAAGCACAAAGACCGCAAAAUCUGCAAGGCUGCAACAACACUUCUUCAACAUUGGAGGCAGAGCAUCAAUGAUCAGCAACAGAGAGAUGCUCUUAAAACUCAAGGCUAG